Molecule: messenger RNA, 2142 nt
Organism: Morchella importuna
Lineage: Eukaryota; Fungi; Ascomycota; Pezizomycetes; Pezizales; Morchellaceae
Exons: 2
Coding region: 1-2142 (713 amino acids)
Molecular function (GO): protein binding
Source: RefSeq, a predicted model, not a curated record
AUGCCCCUCCUCUACCUCCCCAAUGAACUCCUCCUCCUCGUCGCCUCGACCCUCCCAAACUCCGCUAUCGCCUCGCUCCUCUUGACAAACCGCCGCCUGAACUCCCUCCUGACCCCUCUCCUGCACGCGCACUUCAUCCCGCCCGAAGAUGGCCUUCUCUUCUAUGCCAUGCGACACAACAACACCCCCCUCGCAACACUCCUCCUCACAAACAGCUUUGCCUCCCCCACCGCUACAGACCCCGACAACGGCCGCACCCCACUCCAUUGGGCCGCCAUGCACGGCCACGACCUUAUCGCGCACCUAGUGCUCGCCAACGGCGCAGACGUCUCCGCGGUCGAUUUCGACCGCAAGACAGCGCUGCAGCUGGCCGCGGUGGGUGGUCACGUGUCCAUGGUUGGACUGCUGCUGGAGGCGGGCGCAGACCCUGAGGGCGUCAGCGCGGGCGGGCAGACUGCUGUGCACUCGGCUGCGCGGAAUGGGCAUGUCGGGGUGUUGCGGUUCCUGUUGGAGCGGGGGUGCGGCGUGAGCGUGAAGGACAAGGACGGGAAGACGGCGAUGCAUUGGGCGGCGAUGUGUGGCUGUGAGGAUGCGGUUUUGGUGCUGCUGGAGAGGGGCGCAGAGGUGGGUGGGAGGGAUAAAAAUGGGAGGACGCCGCUGCACUGGAGUGCUAUUGGUGGGAGGGAGGCGGUGGUGAGGUUGCUGGUGGAGAAGGGCGCGGGCGUCCAUGAGAGGGAUGAGGGUGGGCGUACGCCGCUGUUCCUGGCGGCCGCACAUGGCCAUGAGUCGACGGUGACGGUAUUGUUGGAAAAGGGUGCGGGCAUUGAUGUGAGGGAUCGGGAAAGAAAGACUCCACUUCAUGCAUGUGCGGCCUCCGGAAGGCUGGCAGUCGUAAAGCUUUUGUUGGCAAAGGGCGCGGAUCCCUCAUGUCGUGACUCUGUAAAGAGAACACCACUACAUUGGGCUGGAUACUCAAAUAAUCCGGUGCCAAUGAUCCAAUUGCUUCUUAGAGAGGGUGCACAGGUCUCUGUCAAGGAUGACAAGGGACACACCCCGCUGCAUAUCUCUGCCCGGCACAUGAAUGUCCGUACUGCUGCUAUCCUGAUCGAAGGCGGCGCAGAUGUCAAUUCGUAUGACAAUGAUGCACAAACCCCGCUCCAUGAAGCUGCUUCUCAACUCUAUGGACAGGAUACAGUUGCCCUCCUCCUUACCAAGGGUGCCGAUGUCGAGGCUGUCACAAAGGACGGAAAGACAGCCCUUCAUCUAGCAGUAAUUCACGGCCAUGAUACAUCUGCAAGGCUCAUCCUAUCUCAUGGGACUAACGUUGACCAUCCCGAUAAGUCCGGCAGGACACCCCUCCACUAUUCAGUCAUAUACGGAAAACAGCCACUGCACCUGGUAAAUUAUACACCUCCCACCAAAAUCACACUCUUCAAUCUUCUCCUCUCCCACAAAGCAAAGAUCAACUGCACCGACCGCACAGGCAUCACCCCGCUCCAUCUCGCCGCCAAAAGCGGAAACCCUGCCCUUAUUUCCGCCCUUCUUUCGAACGGCGCCGAUGUCAACGCCCGCACUUGGUCCAACCAUAUAACCCCCGGCCGCACUCCGCUCCACGAAGCCGGAGAGCCACCCCAGACCCUCAAGCUCCUCAUUAGCCACGGCGCGGACGUAAAUGCGGUCGACUCGAAAAAGCAGAAUCCGCUGCAUGUGCUUUUGGGAAAGGGGUGGAGCGUAACACGGGAAGUAGUAGAGAUACUGCUGGAUGCGGGGUGCGAUAUUUAUGCGAAAGACGAAGAGGGGAAGACCGCCAUGCGGCUUGCUUAUGUGGCUGGAGCGGAUGAUGUCGUCGCCUUGUUGGCGGAGAGAGGCGCGGAGAGAUGCCCAGAGAUUGUGACGGACAGCUUUGACCUGGAGAUACAGCCAGUUGAGGGUGAACUUGAAAUUGUGGGACACUUGGACAGUGAUGAGGAUGAUGACUUGGAUGACGAUGAUGAUGACUUGGAUGACGAUGACGAUGAUGACAGCGAGAGUGAAGAAGGAGUGAUUGUGGACGACGUGGGUGAGGAGAAGGAGAUGCUGAAGAGGGUCCAGGAGGUAGGAGACUGGUAUGAUAUUGUUGGCGAAUCCGGAGUAACGGCGUAA